UCAUAGGUUAUUUGACAAACCCGGAAGAGGCAUGGUUUUGAACAGAACGUUGUCGUGAAAUAACAAUUGAAACAGAUAUACAGCUUUCAUUCUAACGCAGAAAAGUUGGCAAAUAUUUAUCUUAAUUACGCUCUUCAUGUUUUGGAAAUGUAUAUGUGCGAGUUUAAUGCGAUAUUGCGUAAAACUGGAUCAGCGGUGUACCCGUGCAUUCCGGUGCGACGUAGCAAGCCAGCUAACAGUUAGCCGAACCACAACAAAGCUUUGAUUGGUUUAAAUUGUUUCUGAUCUCAUAUGGACAGGUGAUAAGCUAACAAGGGCGGCUGUGCUUCUCUAAUUGUAAUGGGGUGGGUGGCUCUCAAGUAACACAAAUCCAGAUUCAUAUUUUGACAUUGCUCAUCUGCGGCGACUGGAGCCCGGUUGGACUAGAUCAAGCGAGUGUAUUUUCCUCGGCUCUAUCCACGGUCGUUGUCCGGCAACAUCUCCAAAUGGAAAUGUGACUCAAUCCCGCAAUUUGUACCAGGCCAGCAGCCAAACGUUGGGUUCUCUUUUUUUUUUUACGACAGCCGCAUAAUUUAUUUCCCUUUUCGGGCGAUUCUACGCUUUCGGAGCCCUUUUUUUUAAUGAAUUUACUCAAUUAUGGAGCACUCGGGCUGUGUCAAUAUAUGUAAUCUCACCAGCACGUUGCCAGUGAUUCCUUAUCGGAAACUGACGGAUUUACAUUACCUGAGUCGAGGAGGAUUUGGGACGGUUUUUCGGGCGCAACAUUCAGACUGGCGGACAACCGUUGCCAUCAAGUGUUUAAAAUUGGACUCUCCCGUCGGAGAAAGGGAGAGGAACUGUCUGCUGAGGGAGGCAGAGGUCCUUCACAAAGCCAGGUUCAACUACAUCAUCCAGAUCUUCGGCGUCUGCAACGAGCCAGAGUUCUUCUGCAUCGUCACUGAGUUCAUGAGCAAUGGAUCCCUGGAUCAGUUUCUCCAUGAGAAGGACCUGUACCCUCAGCUCGCUUGGUCACUGCGCCUGCGAGUCCUGUACGAGAUCGCCCUGGGUGUCAACUUCCUGCACAACAUGACUCCGCCCCUCCUGCAUCACGACCUGAAGACCCAGAACAUUCUGCUGGAUGCCGAGUUGCAUGUUAAGAUUGCGGAUUUCGGGCUGUCAAAAUGGCGGCAGCUUUCCAUCAGCAAGGCUUCCGGUUCCAAGCCGCCGGAGAUGGGGGGCACGGUGAUCUACAUGCCCCCCGAAAAGUACGAGCCCUCACAAACACGACCACCGGACGUCAAGCACGACAUGUACAGUUAUGCAAUCAUUAUGUGGGAAGUGCUGUCGAGGAGGAUACCAUUUGAAGAGGCCACUAACCCCAUGCAGAUCAUGUUCAGUGUUUUGAGGGGUAACAGACCCGACACCGGGCCGGACAGCCUGGACCCCCACAUCCCCUGCAGGGAGACCCUCGUCGACCUCAUUACCCGGGGAUGGACCGCCAACCCGGACGAGCGGCCGUCCUUCCUCCAGUGUCUGAUCGAGCUGGAGCCCAUGAUGCGGAGGUUCGACGAGGUCGAGGUCCUGGAGGCCGUGCUGCAGGUGAAGCGAGCCAAGGCGCUGAGCCGUUUCCCAGCAACCUCUGCGUGCGCCGCGAAGAAGGAAGAGAAAACGCUGAACGCCAUGAAGGAAGCCAGCACUCCUUGGCCGGACACAAGCUCUGCCUCUGGCUCCCUCUCCUCCCAGGAGACAGAGAUGUCCCAGCCUGGCUUUCUGACCAUCAGCAGCGCCCCCUCAUCCAAAGAGGGGCAGCGCUGUUCGCCUGAUCCCUUCUGUAAACAGGUCGACCUCCAGCACAAGCUCUACAGCAACAAGACAGACCCCUCUUUGGUGUCACACCCUCUGGAAUACCCAAAGUCCCUGGUGGACCCUGGCUGUGAGAGCUUUGAGGACAACCUGGACUGCCAGACGGCCCGUCCUGUCUCGGGCCCCAACAUCCCCUUCAAGAGGGCCGUCCCAGAGGAGAGCGUGGGCGAUUCGCAAUUCAGCUGCCUCUCCCUGAAGCCCCGCCCCCUAGCAGCGACGGCCCCGCCCUUCUCCCCGCCCUUGGCCACGCCCCCGGGGCCGGCGGCGCAGUGGAUCCAGGCCCGGCGGGAGGAGGUGGUGCGGCAGAUGACGGAGGCGUGCCUGAACCAGAGCCUGGACGCCCUGCUGGCGCGCGACUUCCUGAUGCGGGAGGACUACGAGCUGGUGUCCAAUCAGAUCACGCGCACCGCCAAGGUGCGGCAGCUGCUGGACACCUGCGACCGGCAGAGCGAGGACUUCUGCAGGGUGGUGGUGCGCAAGCUGCAGGAGAACAAGCAGAUGGGCCUCCAGCCCUUCCCAGAGUUCCCCUCACCAACCCCCACCCCCACCUCCACCGCCCCCACAGCCACCUACAUCAACAGCCGCAAUGUGUUCUAACCCCCCUCACACACAUACACAUUCACACACACAAUCUCACACACACACACAAAUACACAAAAACCCACACACAUCUCUCUCUCUCUC
Anguilla anguilla (European eel) is the source of this 2526-nucleotide messenger RNA. RefSeq names its product receptor-interacting serine-threonine kinase 2 (gene ripk2). The transcript is spliced from 12 exons. Gene Ontology annotation, molecular function: ATP binding; JUN kinase kinase kinase activity. Gene Ontology annotation, biological process: protein phosphorylation; regulation of apoptotic process; positive regulation of canonical NF-kappaB signal transduction. Bases 637 to 2439 code for a protein of 600 amino acids. NCBI's taxonomy places the organism in Eukaryota, Metazoa, Chordata, Actinopteri, Anguilliformes, Anguillidae. The record is from RefSeq and is a predicted model, not a curated record.